Messenger RNA from Peromyscus maniculatus bairdii (prairie deer mouse), 982 nucleotides. It is a transcript of the gene Pef1, whose product is annotated as penta-EF-hand domain containing 1. Lineage: Eukaryota; Metazoa; Chordata; Mammalia; Rodentia; Cricetidae. Gene Ontology annotation, molecular function: calcium ion binding. The record is from RefSeq and is a predicted model, not a curated record. Gene Ontology annotation, biological process: COPII vesicle coat assembly.
CUGUAAGAUUGACAGUCUGUCCGUCCAAUCAUAAGAGAACCCGCCUCCCAGACUGAACGAGGAGAGGCUUAGACCAGGAAGCCCCGCCUUCCACAGUCGAUGACGUCAUAAUCGCCAUGGCCAGCUAUCCGUACGGGCAGAGCUGCCCAGAAGCUGCAGGACAGGCACCUGGAGCACCCCCGGGGGGCUACUACCCCGGACCUCCCCAUGGUGGGGGCCAGUAUGGCAGUGGACUCCCCCCUGGUGGUGGUUAUGGAGGACCUGCCCCUGGAGGGCCCUAUGGAUACCCCAGUGCUGGGGGACUCCCCUCUGGAGCUCCAACUGGACCAUAUGGUGGUGUACCUCCAGGGGGCCCCUACGGUCAGCCACCUCCGAGUUCCUAUGGUGCCCAGCAUCCUGGACCUUAUGGACAGGGUGGUGUCCCCCCCAAUGUGGAUCCCGAGGCCUACUCCUGGUUCCAGUCAGUGGAUGCCGAUCACAGUGGCUAUAUCUCCCUCAAGGAGCUGAAGCAGGCCCUAGUCAACUCCAACUGGUCCUCGUUCAAUGAUGAGACAUGCCUCAUGAUGAUAAACAUGUUCGACAAGACCAAGUCUGGCCGCAUUGAUGUCGUGGGCUUCUCCGCCCUGUGGAAAUUCCUCCAGCAGUGGAAGAGCCUCUUCCAGCAGUAUGACCGGGACCGCUCUGGAUCCAUCAGCUCCGCAGAGCUGCAGCAAGCUCUGUCCCAGAUGGGCUACAACCUGAGUCCUCAGUUCACCCAGCUCCUGGUCUCCCGCUACUGCCCGCGCUCCGCCACUCCGGCCAUGCAGCUCGACUGCUUCAUCAAGGUGUGCACCCAGCUGCAGGUGCUGACCGAGGCCUUCCGGGAGAAGGACACCGCCGUGCAGGGCCACGUUCGGCUCAGCUUUGAGGACUUCGUCACCAUGACAGCUUCUCGGAUGCUGUGACCCGGCCUGCCCAGCGGGAGUGGAUGCGGGCCUCUCUU